AUGUAUACCAUUAAAAGAGGCACUUGCUGUCUGCAUCGAUAUUCAAGCAAGAUAGUAUACCUUGAGAGGUAUUUCUCUUCCAAGCGAGUCCUUUAUCAUGAUAAUGCUUUGUCCGCAGGAGAAAGGUCAAAAUAUUCCCAUGCUGUUUCAUCUACAGAUGCCAUUAGAAAUCAGCUAGAGUUGGAUGAGAACUUGGAAGGCUUUUUUAAUGAGGAUGUUGUGAAGAAUGUCAAAAGAUCAAAUACACAAACCAAAAGUGAGACGAAUACAACAAAUAAAGAUCCCGUAUCAAUGGAUCCAUCGGAGAUUCCGAUUUAUGACGAAAAGGGAAAUUGUACCACUCCAGGUAUAUCCACUUUUAAAAGUGAAAAGUUAUCUUUUGUUGAGAAUGGUUCAUCUCCUAUUCCAAAUGAAAGGACUUCGGAAAUAAACGAGGAACUAAAAGGGGAUCAAGUAAAAAAUGCUACAAAAGAUAAUAACCAAUUUACACUCCCUGAGAGCUUUAGUGUUGGCAACUUAAAAAGGUUUUUGGACUUCUUCCAUAAUGGUGACAGUCCGGAUCCGAACAAAAUACCCGCAAAUGCGAAGUUAGAGCAAUUUGUGGAUAGCAAGUUGCCAAUGGUGUUCAUAUCGCGGUUUAGAGACCCUAGAAUAAAUCUUAGUAUCGAAAGAUACAUUUACAAUCAUCUACCGGAUGCAAAGAAACAUCAAUUUGCAAAGAGAUUGGUUCUGUAUCGAAAUGCACCUUGCAUUGUUAUCGGGAAAAACCAGAAUCCCUACAAGGAGAUUAACCUUCAUCUUGCAAAUAUUCUGCAGAUACCUAUUUUAAGGAGAUACAGUGGUGGUGGAACGGUUUGUCAUGACUUGGGAAAUGUGAAUUUCUCAUUUAUGGCCGGAAAAAGUUUGUUUAACAGAACAGGAUUUACCAAUAUCCUUAUCAAAGCUUUGAACAGCAUAGUUGAUAAGGAAUAUGCCAAUUUGGAAUUUCCAAAGUUCCCGUUAACAACCAACGCGAAGGGUGACAUGGUGAAUGCCAUAAAUCAGCGUAAGGUGAGCGGUUCCGCUUAUCAGUUAUCAAAGGGAAGGUAUCUUCAUCAUGGUACAAUGCUUUUAAAUGCUGAUCUUCAUGCCAUGUCUGGUCUUUUACAUUUAUCGCCGGAGAAAAAGGCAUGCAUCGAGGAUAAGAGCAUUAAGUCGAUUCCCAGCCCAAUCCAGAACAUUUCGAUGGACCCUGAACUCUUUGAAUAUUGUUGUGUGAACUCCUUUAGUAGUACUUAUGGCGUGCCAUCAUUUCUACACAGGAGUACUAAAAGUAAUCUAUUGGACUUAAAAUUCGGCAAUGCCGAAUGUCGAGUCAUGAAGUUAGAUAAUAUUAGCGAUCUCCCAGAGGAAGUUAUCAACGAGUAUAAAACUUUCAAGAGCUGGAAUUGGGUGUUCGGUCGUACACCAAAGUUUAAGCUACAUUUUAAAGUUGGUGAGGACUUAGAGGUUUGUCUUCAUGUUCAUGAAGGCCGAAUUGUAGAGAUGGAAACGAGCAGAGCAGAUCCAUCAUUAGCUAAGCUUAGAGCAAAUCUUGGUAAUGUUUAUUUCAGAGGGUCCGAGGUAAGCUGCUAUGUAGAGGAUGCUGACAUAGCUAAGGGAUUUGAAUGGAAUAUUGACCAAGGAGUUCAUUACCAGGAGAGUUUGGGUUUGCAGCUGAAUUGA
This is a messenger RNA of Brettanomyces bruxellensis, 1704 nucleotides long. RefSeq lists its product as uncharacterized. Gene Ontology annotation, cellular component: mitochondrion; cytoplasm. Gene Ontology annotation, molecular function: lipoyltransferase activity. The coding region runs from base 1 to 1704 and encodes 567 amino acids. The record is from RefSeq and is a predicted model, not a curated record. The transcript has a single exon. Gene Ontology annotation, biological process: protein lipoylation. NCBI's taxonomy places the organism in Eukaryota, Fungi, Ascomycota, Pichiomycetes, Pichiales, Pichiaceae.